UGUAGGACAGGGCGCAACAGCAGCAACUGAUCCACGAAGUCAUCAAUGAGGCCCCUCAUCGUGCUUGGUCUGGUCCUGGUGCUCGCCGGGGUCGCGCUGGAGGGCGCGGACGGUGCUGGCGAGUGCGGGAGGGCCUCCGCUGAUAGGGUGGCGCUGCGGCUGGCGCCAUGCAUCUCGGCGGCCGACGACCCGCAGUCGACACCGACGAGCAGCUGCUGCUCGGCCGUGCACACAAUCGGGCAGAGCCCCAGCUGCCUCUGCGCCGUCAUGCUGUCCGGAACUGCCAGGGCUGCCGGGAUCAAGCCGGAGGUCGCCAUUACAAUCCCCAAGCGCUGCAACAUGGCCGAUCGUCCCGUCGGCUACAAGUGCGGAGACUACACGCUGCCCUGACGACCUCGUGAGUAAGGCUGUGCACGAUCAACAAGAUGGAUGCUAUGAACAGCUUUGUGUUGGAAUAAACGAGUCCCGCGUGUACCAUUUACGCAGUGCUAUGGCCAUAUCAAUGGACUAUGCUUGUGGUGUAUGUGAAAAAUAUGUUUCGUUUUGUCUUAAGAUAAGAAUAAACGUGUGCUUGUUCUAAUGUA
Messenger RNA from Phragmites australis (common reed), 584 nucleotides. RefSeq names its product non-specific lipid-transfer protein 4-like. Gene Ontology annotation, biological process: systemic acquired resistance. The record is from RefSeq and is a predicted model, not a curated record. The coding region runs from base 46 to 390 and encodes 114 amino acids. Gene Ontology annotation, molecular function: fatty acid binding. The transcript is spliced from 2 exons. Lineage: Eukaryota; Viridiplantae; Streptophyta; Magnoliopsida; Poales; Poaceae.